This is a messenger RNA of Pezoporus flaviventris, 8415 nucleotides long. Its product is annotated as cystathionine beta-synthase-like. The coding region runs from base 4283 to 5881 and encodes 532 amino acids. The record is from RefSeq and is a predicted model, not a curated record. NCBI's taxonomy places the organism in Eukaryota, Metazoa, Chordata, Aves, Psittaciformes, Psittacidae. The transcript is spliced from 16 exons. Gene Ontology annotation, molecular function: cysteine synthase activity; cystathionine beta-synthase activity. Gene Ontology annotation, cellular component: cytoplasm.
GGAUGUAGCUACAGCUUUUACCUUGCCCCAGAAAAGGGGAAGUGGGGGGAUUUUCUGUUUUCCCCAGUCUCCAAACUUGCCAUUUAGACCUUUUCUGAAAAAAACUUUCAUUUAAAAAACUACUUCUCUAAAUAAAGUAUUUUAUCUAGAAAAGAUCUUCUGUCCCUCCAAUACCCAUCUAAAGCUGGGUUUAAUUUGAGGUUGAAAAGAUCACCAUUUCUUGCUGUCUGGUCACUGAAGGGAAGAACCUUAGUUUUCAAUGUGGCCUCACUUGGAGCACACGCUGCUUCAGGAGGUAGCCAGGAAGGGUGGCUGGGUUAUUCUGUAACUGCAGUGCCCAGAAAACACAAUUCUUUCAGGGGUUAGGGUUAUUUGCAGCCUCUUUACGAGAGACCUCCAUGCUCUGCGUCACAUCAGAUAGCCCACAAGAUUCUUCUGCAACGGAUUACCUCUGGCAAUGUUUUCCAGAGAGUUCAUUUAUUGCAAAAAGACCAAAGGUAAUGUCUUUUCUGCGCUCACACUGACACCAGUUGUGUCUUUGAAAGGUUUAGCUCCAAAAUAAGCAUUCCAAAAAGCCUUAUUCUCACCUGAAUGUCUGAAUAGGAGUGAAAUUUCCUUCACGACUGUGUUCUGGGGGUGCAUGGCCCCAGCCUGGGCCAUGUGGCUCUGUGCACUGCCCUGGCUUUGGGAAGGAGCAGGUAAAGGAGGGACUGAAAUUCCCAUGGACUUUUCCUCUUUCAGUAAAUCUGCACUCACAUAGUGUCCUAAACACCCAGCCAGCAUUCAGGAAUCACCAUGGAGCAGAAGCUGUUCACUGCUCUUGGCCCUUUUAAUGGUAAAGCAGCUGCAUGAGGAGCUGGAGCUAGCAAGAAAAAGAGGUUUUUAGGGCUGGGGGUGCUGUGGAGACUAACCACAGGUUCCCAGAGGACACAGACAGUCUGUAUCAGGCAGCAUCUAAUGUAAAAUGCUAUAGCUGUCAUUGCUUACACCUGAUUCAGCAAGGCACAUGCUGACACAGACGAGCAGAGUUUAAGCACAAGACAUGAAAUCAGAUCAGAAACAAAAGUAUAAAACCACAGCAGGAUCACUGAGAGAUGGGUUGACAGCACUUCUGAAGAUAAGUGUGAAUUAAAACUAACAAUAAAUUGCUCAUCUUUUUUUCUACCCCUAUUAUUCACGCUUGGAGAGCAAUCAGGUGCUGGGCAUUCUUAGGCGUGGGGCAGGACCCAAUCAGCGUCCUUGCGCAGGGUGCUUACCGCAGCCCAUUGGUGUCCCCUGCCACCGGGCGCAUAUAAGCUCAGUGCUGGAGUGCAGCGAAGGCACUUGGCUGAUAACGCUGGAGGUGGUAAGUAUGGCUUAGCUAUUACAGAACACUGCUUUUCCAAUGGCGGAGUGCAUGGGAGCCAUGCCUACUGAGCAGGUAACUUUGCUGUGGAAAAGCAUGCAAAGAGGAGGAAUCUGGUAGCCUUUGCUUCUCAGCCUGUUCAAAGGUUGACGCGGAUCCAGGGAGUGUCUGUGCUUUCAGAAAGGUCUGAAUGAAGCUGAAACGUGGGGAUGUUCUGGCUUUGUGCUACAAGGCCAGCCGGGUGGUAGAGGCGGUUGUCCGGGGAGCUUGUGCAGCCUCCAUCCAUGGAGGUUUUCAAGGGAACAAAGCCCUGAGCAACCUGGGCUGAAGGUAGCGCUGACCCUACUCUGAGCAGGAGGCUGGACUGGGCACCUCACAAGAUCCCUUCCAGCCUGGGUCACUCCAUGAUUCUGUUAAACUGGUGUUGCAUUUGUCUUGCUCAGUGACAGCAGUGCUGGGGUUUUCUUUAAAUAGAGCAAGAAAAUGUCAUUUUGCUUUGGAUGGGGCAGGUUCGCGUGUAACUCUGUGCCCUGCUGAGUUAAUCUUACUUCCCCUGCAUUUGAAUUAAUGAGUGUCUUGAUUUUCUUCCUUUUGAUGUUAUCAGUGGAGUCUGAUAACCUAAUAAUUACUAUCUGCUAUCUGCAAAGUACUCUAUAAACAUUAGCCUAUGCUCUUUGUCAUAGAGUUUCAGUGAGCGGCAACAACUACAGGACUGUUACAUGACUGGUAUCUUGGCUUGCCUCCCAGCUCCAGUAGAUAUUUCCAUUUAUCCUUUGUCCAGUGCCACAUCAAGCUUCUCUAUCUAGAAAAGUAACAAGGCCAUUGCAGGGUACCUACCACAGGUCAGGUAUAUUUGACAGCCUGAUCAGAUGAUCAGUUUCAUCAGAUGAAGUUUCAGGCAGGGGUUAGGAGUUGUACUGGGACAGGGGGUUUGGAACUAGAUGAUCUUAAGGUCCUUUCCAACCCUAACUAUUCUAUGAUUCUAUGGUAGGUGAGAGUUUUGGUAAUCAAGAGAGGACGUAUCUACGAUUUAUGACAUAAAAUGACUGAAAACUGCACUGGAGGCAGUGUGGGGAGAUGUUUGCACUGGGUAUUGCUCCUUUCAGUCAUUCCUGGCUGCAGUCAGAUUGUCCAUGCCCCUUUCUGUCCACAUUUGCUACCCAGCCUGCAUGUUUAUGGAAGUGACUGCUGAGACCAUUAGCAGGGGAGCAGCUCACUGGUGUCAUGUCAAGGCCUCCAAAAGAUAGGGGAAAGUCAGUUUCUUGCCAUUGGUACUGUACCAGGUCAUCUGCCAUCUCAUACAGACAGUAUUGGGGUUCCUACAGUGCAGGUAAUUUCUAAGGUUCCCUUCGGAACCAGUGGUUUCAGACAUAUCUUAAUUUAAAUCCAGACCCUGGGCACAGUGAUGCCGACAUUUUUUAAGUGAUUCAUAACUAGAAGAUCUGUGCAGUGCUGCAGCACCACACCAGGAAUUAACCAGCCCUUGAGAAGAUACAUGAGAAAUCCUCCAGCAGAGAGGAAUGUAGAUGUUGGCAAGGGCCAGGUCUUGUUUCUUUGCUCUCCAGGCAUCUAAGAAAGCACAUCUGGAUCUGCUUUGGGUGAGCAAACAAAUGAGAUGCCCAUUCUUGCCAUUUUUUUUAUAUCAGAUGUUAAGGGAACUGAACACAAUGAGCAGAAUACAAUCGUUAUUUUAGAAGGCAGAAAGCCAGUAAUACUCUUCCUUCCAUGCAGUCCUCCAGCACCAGCCGCCUCAGCAUGGCAUGUUGCCUUCAACUCUUGGCUUGAAGGCCAGGUUGGCUGCUCCAGGCAGGGGCGAUGCUGCAGCUUGUGGCACUUCUUGGUGGCAGCGAGGUAGGAGCUUGGAUCCAGCUGUCUUCAGGUGGGUGCCUGAAGGGCUUCAGUGUGCUCCUGAGCCCCCAGGGGAGCCCCCAGGGGAAGAUGGGACACAGGCAGCAUGCCCACAUAGUUGGGGCUGGAGGGAAAAGGGGGCUUAUGUGGGGCUCCACAGACAACGUCAGCCUCCCUUGGGCUGAUAAUGUCAGCAACAUGCUGGCAAAGAAGGAAAAGACCCACAAAAGGAGCUCUAAUAAUUUCAGCCCUCUGCCUUUCCUCUCCUUCCACCUCACUGUGAAACGGUCAAGAUGGGCAUCACCAGGAAAAAGAAAACAAGAGAAAGAAAGAUACUUGUAAACCAGCUUGCCUCCAGUUUGGUUGGUAACCAGUGACCUCAGUUGUGAAAGCGUGCAGGCGCCUCUGGUAUGCUGCAGCUUAUCUCUUCUUUACCCACAGAUGACUUUUGCUCCUUCCCAGUUAAUUCAUUAGGUAAAUACAGAUUUACUGGGGGAGACACACUCAAGGCCAACACAAAUCCUGGCUUGCAAGGAAACAACAUUUUUAUUCUUUUUCCCUUAAUCGUCCCAAGAAAGAGCAGAUUUGGGGGGGAAGAGCACUGAGAGAUAAAGUUUGCUGGAAGAGUUGUUGGCUGCAGAGUCCAAGCCAUUUUGGCAUGACCAUCCUUGCACCUUCAUAGUCUCUCUCUGCUUUGUGAGACUGGGGUUAGCGUGUCCGGAGGAGAAAAGGCAGCUCAGUGUCUGAUGUGAAGGCAAUCCAGUGUCUGCUGCCUGCUGCCCUGCUUCAAGCUGCAGUCUUGGGGCCAGGCUGCAACAUGAGGUUGUUGACGUCCAUCCUCAGAGAUUCCCUAGGGCUUCUGGUGGAGAAGCAAGCCUGACCACACGCCGUGGUGCUGCUCGAACACCAGUGUGGUGUACUUCUGUGUUUCAGGGACAGCCCAACACCCAGGAGAAAACCACAGCCACAUCCUCCCGGCCAGUGUGGAAGCCACUGGGAAAGCACAACGUUGACCUCAGGUAGUCCUGACGUGCCGCUUCCAAGGAGCUCCAGCCAAGUGGGUGAAACGGGCAAGCGAGCAGGAGGAGGAUGGCAGAAACGGAGCUGACCAAACUGUGCCCGCUCAUGAACGGCAAUUGUGUGGGAAAUCAUGAAAACAAAGCCGACAGCUCCUGGAUUCUUCCCAACUUGCCCAGUAAGUGCACGUGGACACCUACAAUGCCUGCCUCCAAGUCUCCACACUCCUGCGUGCCCUUACCAGAAGAAAAAAAGAUCUUGCCCAACAUCCUGAAGAGAAUUGGCUGCACCCCAAUGGUCCGAGUCAACAAGAUUGGGAAGUCCUAUGGGCUCAAGUGUGAGCUCUUGGCAAAAUGUGAGUACUUCAAUCCGGGGGGCAGUGUAAAGGACCGCAUCGGCCUGAGGAUGGUGGAAGAUGCAGAGCGAGCUGGGAUUAUAAAACCAGGAGACACGCUCAUUGAACCCACUUCAGGAAACACAGGAAUCGGGCUGGCAAUGGUGGCUGCAGUGAAAGGUUACCGCUGCAUCAUUGUCCUGCCGGAGAAGAUGAGCGUGGAGAAGGUCGAUAUUCUGAAGGCACUGGGUGUUGAAAUUGUGAGGACCCCAUGCACCAGCUUUGAUGCUCCAGAGUCUAACAUUCGUGUGGCCUGGAAGUUGAAAAGUGAAAUCCCAAACUCUCACAUCCUGGACCAGUACCGAAAUCCAAGCAACCCCCUGGCUCAUUACGACACCACGGCUGAGGAGAUACUGGAGCAGUGUGAAGGCAAGGUCCACAUGGUGGUGGUUGGGUCUGGCACAGGAGGCACCGUCACUGGCAUCGCCAGGAAGCUGAAGGAGAAAUGCCCAGAAUGCAAGGUAAUUGGUGUGGAUCCUGAAGGCUCCAUCGUUGCUCUGCCCAGUGAGAUGAACACAACAAACACCACAAACAUUGAAGUGGAGGGCAUUGGGCAUGACUUUAUCCCUACUGUCCUUGACAGAUCAGUGGUCGAUCAGUGGUAUAAAUGCAACGACAGAGACUCGUUCCUCAUGUCGCGCAGGCUGAUCAGGGAGGAGGGACUAUUGUGCGGAGGCAGCUCGGGCAGUGCCAUGUCUGUUGCCGUGCAGGCAGCCAAGGACCUGAAGGAAGGUCAGCGCUGUGUUGUCAUCCUGCCCGACUCUGUCAGGAACUACAUGUCCAAAUUUCUGAAUGAUAAGUGGAUGAUAAAAAACGGGUUCCUAAACGACGCCCAGGAGCAGAAGCCUUGGUGGUGGAACAUCAAGGUGCAGAAACUGAAUCUCUCGGCCCCUCUCAUUCUCCUCCCUGAAGUCAGCUGUCAAAAAGCAAUUGAGAUCCUCCAGGAGAAGGGAUAUGAUCAAGCUCCUGUUGUUGCUGAAUCAGGGCUUAUUUUGGGAAUGGUGACCCUCAGCAACACCCUCACCUCAGUGCUAGCUGGAAACGCACAGUUCUCAGACUCCGUUACGAAGGUCAUCUAUGACCAGUUCUCAAAGAUUGGCCUGGAGGACAGCCUCGGCAAGCUUUCCAGCAUCCUGGAGAACGACCACUUUGCUAUUGUUGUACAUGAGCAAAUGCAGUUCAAUGGGAACGGCAGCUCCUUCAUGAAGCAGAUGGUGUUCGGUGUGGUCACAGCCACGGACCUCCUCACCUUUGUCAGCAGAAAUGAGAAGAAGUAGCAGAGCAGCUCGGCUGUACCCUCCUCUGCUCCUCCGGCAGAGCCAGCUGCCCCCCGAGCCUCCACCUCCCGGUGAGGUGCUUUCUGGUCUGAUCCAGCCGAUCAUUUCUCAGAAUGACUAGGUGAAAAUUGUACUGUAAUGACCAUUUGUCCGCUAAACGCCAUCCCAGAAUACCACUAACAACAAGAUAACUAAUGAAAUUGUGUUUAAUAGCCAUGCGUGGUUACACGGAGCUUCCCAGGUAUGAAGGGGUAACACAGGGAGGGGUGGGGAUGGGAAAGGAAAGGUUGUUAUUGCACAGAUUUUAGCAGGUGGGGGCUUGGUGCUGGGAGGGUGGUGCCAGACUCGUUUCAGUGGUGCCCAGUGACAGGACAAGGAGCAAUGGCCAUAAACUAAAACACAAGAAGUUUCACCUCAACACGAGGAAGAGCUUCUCUAUGUUGAGGGUUGCAGAGCACUGGGACAGGUGCGCAGGGCGGUCGUGGAGUCUCCCUGUCUGGAGACAUUGAGGGCCUGCCUGGACACGUCCCUGUGUCACCCACUCUGGGUGGCCCUGCCUUGGCAGGGCUUGGACCAGAUGAUCUCCAGAGGUCCCUUACAACACCAACAAUUCUGUGAUUCUGCCAUGUAUUUGCUACCCAUAGGUACCAAUGCACUGCUGGUGCUGCCACGAGUCACCCUGGCCACACCAGUACAGGAGCCCAUCUCUGCUGUGAGAGAAGCAGGGCUGGGGCAAGCCACGUCAUGGCUGCACCCUUCUGCCCCUCUCCACCCUUCACAGGACAGCUGCAGGCACCCCUGGGAGACCCUCCUGCGUAUCCCCAGCUCUGUCUGUGGACCAAGGAGGCAGCAGGAAAGGCAGGGCCCCAGAGGAGUGGUGAAGAGUGAGGAAUGGGUGGGACAUUGCACCCCGGUAUGUGGAAGGUGGGGCCCUGGGCAGGAGAGAUAUGAAGGGAGAGCCAAAGGCUGCGAUGGGUGGGGAAAGGAUGGCUCCCAUAGUUGCAACCGGCCUUUUGAAAACACUUUCCUUACCUCUGAGGGAGCUGGCAGCACUGGGUGUCUCUAGCACAGUCCCUCAGGAUGGGGCAGUGAACCAAACCUGUUCAAGAAGUAAAGACUCAUUCUCACAGUACAGUAACUGGGAGAAGGAAUAUGGCUUCAUCCCUGUGUCCUGUAACAGUCAUCUCAUGGAUAUGCAUCCUGGGAGCUCGUUAUUGAGGGGAAGGAGAAGUUGAUCUUAGUUUUGCUGUGAAGGCACUGUGUUCCAUGAACUGAUAAUGAAGGUCAUAAGAGCCAUUUGCCAUGUCAGCACUAAACAUAAAUGAAAGCAAAAGUGAAAGGAGGGUGGGCCAUGAGAUCAAACCGAAGCACCAUUGAAAACUGGUUUGGGGGAGUUGCUCUCAAAGACACUGAGCUUUGCCAUAAGUCUUUCCAUAAGUCUUGGGAGCUGCUCCAAGGUGACAACAGCCAAUUCCAAUUCUGGUUUGCUGCCAAGUGUUUAGUCCAUACUUUCAGCCUAAUCUAGUUUAUACAAGACUUUUAUUAAAUUAUAGAAUGCUGAAGUAUUUAUAUUUAGGAAGAAUGUCUCUGUUGUCUUUUCCUUCCUGAACACGAGCUGUAUCAAAUCUUCUGCAAGUUUUUGCUUGAGUAAUAACCAUAUUUGUUGGGAAAAAAGUAAAAACUGAUUAGCUCAGCCUCAUCGUGUUGUAUUUAUUUUAACAGCUCUGUUGCAAACCGAAGGAUCUUAGUCUGGGUAUGUAUUCCAAACUCACAUGAGUAAAAGUGCCCUGUAACUCCAUGGAGCCCAGACCUGAGCGUGAAUCUGGACCACCUUGAAGCCCAAGGCUGUGGGGGACAAGCCUCGCUAAAGGGCUGUCCUCUCAGGAACUGCAUCUGUUCAUGUAAAACAUGUGCCAUUACUGUGAGUUUGAACAGAAACAAAUACACUAUUUGAUGCAUUUGAGCUGAUGCUCGCUUGCAGAACAGGCUCCUGCCCGGCACGCUGAGCAUGGGCGUGCAGAAUGUGUCAGCUCUCAAAACCAGCCACCUGAAAGCCCAGAUGAUGGGCUCACAGCACGUAACAACAGUCCAGGUAUCAGCUGCCCUGAACCUCUCUGCAGUCUGCAUGGGCCCUACGGAUUAGCCCCUGUGCCCCCAGCAGCAGCAGCGCUACAGGACAGGCAGCUGCACUCAGCAGAGGUGAAGUAACUGCUGAGUAUUAGUCACAAACACAAUGGCUUUUAUGUGCUAACUGUGAGUGUGGGAACCAAUAAAGUUGGGUGUGAGCCCUGGACAUUCCGGGAUUGCUCCACAUCCACAUUGCAGACACAUCCAGCAGUGGCAUUUCCCUGGCUGGCAAUGUCGGUGUUGCAUCUGUGGUGUUUUGUCACAGACUGCGAUCCUGAGGAUGCAAAUACACUCCACAGCACGCACCAGGGCAGAGCAGUGGCACCGCGGGGUGCUCGGUUGGAUGCAGGAGGUAGUGAGAGGGAAUGGCUGGUGCUGUUCUGCCCACACGUCUCUGGGGAGGAAAA